AUGUCGAGGGAGGCGGCACGUCUGGGCAGGAGAUCACGGAAGAUGUGGCAAAGGCUAGAUCUCUCUAUCGCCAAGUUCGGUCAGAGGAACAGGCCACUGCCCUGUGAGUCGCCAGCGGUCGCUUGUCAGGGGCUUUCUGAAACCGAACAAAAACUGCUGCAAUCAUUACCCCCGUUGCCACCGAAGGUUGUAACAUCGGUUGAGGAUAUCUCUGCCGACCGCACCUUCAGUACUACGGCCCCCCUACUAACACCGACCUGCACCCUGCCUUGUGGACCCACAUUCCUCUCCGACCAAGACUCCCCCGAGGGCAGCGAAGUCUUUACCUUCGGCAGCAUUCCCUCAGUGUCAACUUCGGCCUCCGGCGAAUGGAACAGCUGUGGUGCCGCCAGUUGCGUGGAUGAAGAAAUUCGCGCCGGUACACCUAUUCCCCUCAAAGCUCAUAUCCUGGUUAGUUGA
Molecule: messenger RNA, 459 nt
Organism: Dibothriocephalus latus
Lineage: Eukaryota; Metazoa; Platyhelminthes; Cestoda; Diphyllobothriidea; Diphyllobothriidae
Source: the annotation of a GenBank genome assembly